GUUGUCGCGCUCCCGAAGCACGUCCGCGUCGCGUGCUGGAGGAAGCCGGGGGCGCGGGAUCUGGAGGGCGGCGGCGACGAAUGGGGAAGUACGCUCAGGACCGCCUAUCAUUUGUUCAAGUCUGAGCGCGACGAAUACCCCGACAUGGGGCCCGAGCCCGAUGACGCG
Molecule: messenger RNA, 168 nt
Organism: Prorocentrum cordatum
Lineage: Eukaryota; Dinophyceae; Prorocentrales; Prorocentraceae
Source: the annotation of a GenBank genome assembly